This is a messenger RNA of Sciurus carolinensis (gray squirrel), 2545 nucleotides long. It is a transcript of the gene Trappc13, whose product is annotated as trafficking protein particle complex subunit 13. Bases 45 to 1301 code for a protein of 418 amino acids. NCBI's taxonomy places the organism in Eukaryota, Metazoa, Chordata, Mammalia, Rodentia, Sciuridae. The record is from RefSeq and is a predicted model, not a curated record. Gene Ontology annotation, cellular component: TRAPPIII protein complex. The transcript has 13 exons.
CCUCUUCAGCCACCGUAGGCAGUGAAUCCAAAGUGCCGGUGAAAAUGGAAGUGAAUCCCCCGAAACAGGAGCAUCUGCUGGCGCUGAAAGUGAUGCGGUUAACUAAGCCUACUUUAUUCACCAAUAUUCCAGUAACAUGUGAAGAGAAAGACUUACCUGGAGAUCUCUUCAACCAACUUAUGAGAGAUGAUCCUUCAACUGUACAUGGUGCAGAAAUUUUAAUGUUGGGAGAAAUGUUGACUUUACCUCAAAAUUUCGGAAAUAUAUUUUUGGGAGAGACCUUUUCCAGUUACAUCAGCGUUCAUAAUGAUAGCAAUCAAGUUGUAAAAGACAUAUUGGUAAAAGCUGACCUUCAGACAAGUUCUCAGCGUUUAAAUCUUUCAGCUUCCAAUGCUGCAGUGGCUGAACUUAAACCUGAUUGUUGUAUUGAUGAUGUCAUACACCACGAAGUAAAGGAAAUUGGAACACACAUCCUGGUGUGUGCUGUGAGUUAUACAACUCAGGGUGGAGAAAAAAUGUACUUUAGAAAAUUCUUCAAAUUUCAGGUUCUCAAACCAUUGGAUGUGAAAACCAAAUUUUAUAAUGCAGAGAGUGACCUCAGUUCUGUGACUGAUGAAGUAUUUCUUGAAGCCCAGAUUCAGAAUAUUACAACCUCACCCAUGUUUAUGGAAAAAGUUUCAUUGGAGCCAUCUAUAAUGUAUAAUGUAACAGAAUUAAAUUCUGUCAACCAAGCUGGAGAAUGUGUAUCAACAUUUGGGUCAAGAGCAUAUUUGCAGCCAAUGGAUACACGCCAGUACUUAUACUGCCUAAAGCCCAAGAAGGAGUUUGCAGAAAAAGCCGGCAUCAUUAAGGGAGUAACAGUAAUUGGAAAAUUGGAUAUCGUAUGGAAAACAAACCUCGGUGAAAGGGGAAGGUUACAAACCAGCCAACUUCAGAGAAUGGCGCCAGGUUACGGAGAUGUUCGGUUGUCUUUGGAGGCAAUUCCAGAUACUGUAAACUUAGAAGAACCUUUUCAUAUUACCUGUAAAAUAACUAACUGCAGCAGUGAAAGGACGAUGGAUCUGGUUUUGGAAAUGUGCAAUACCAAUUCUAUCCAUUGGUGUGGUAUUUCAGGAAGGCAGCUUGGAAAGCUGCAUCCAAGUUCCUCUCUCUGCCUUGCCCUUACUCUGCUGUCUUCAGUACAAGGACUACAAAGUGUCUCCGGCUUAAGACUAACAGACACAUUCUUAAAGAGAACAUAUGAGUAUGAUGACAUCGCACAAGUCUGUGUGGUAUCUUCAGCUGUUAAAGUGGAAAGCUAAAGAAAAUUCCCAGUGUUAUGCUUUUGUUUUCACAGAACUGCUUUCUGUAUUUUUGUCACCUUUGUGAAAUGAUCAAGUUAAUAGCAAAAAUAAGUAUAUAUUAUUUAAUUUUCUUUCCUGUAAAAGUUAAAAUAUUAAAUAUUUGUUUUGAAAAGAAUCAAUUUUACCUUGUGAAUUAUAUUCUAAGUGGAUAUUUUUAUAUUUUCUAACAUAUCUUGCUUCAUUUUAGGUGACCAUUGGACUCUGUUCUCCAAAAGUUCUAUGUUUGAGGCCAUUUGUCCUUAGCAAGUAGCUAAAACAGCAGUCGGCAAACUUUUUUUUUUAUAAAGGCAAAAUACCAAAUACUUUUAGGCUUUGCAAGCAAAUAAUGAACUCUGUUAUUAUAGUGCAAGAGCAGCUGUGGGGAAAAUAGGCAGCUGGCUGGAUGUGACCUGUGGGCCAUAGUUUGCUGAUCUCAGUCUAGAAAAUACAGUUGUUUCUUAGAAUUUUAGAAUUCUCACAAUACUUUAUUUAGAAAUAUUUCAGUUAACUCCUUUUUUUUCCUACCUCCUCAGUCAACAUAAAGGAUUGUUUAAAACAAAUGGGAUAAUCUCCUAUAACCUGAUAAUUUGCUAACACAGUAUGAACCUUUCUAGUUAUUCUCAAAAUAACUAGAUGUGAUAAAAACACAUCUAACUUUCAGAUACUAAACAUAUAAGAAGUCCUUCAUUUAUUAUGUGGUUCUUGAUUUAACUUUUAUUAAGAUGCCUAAUAACAACCUAAAUCUAAGCUACAAAUGUCUAGAUUUUUCCCACUGAAAAAUAAACCACUUGUUUUCAUUACAUGUAUUUAAAGGAUUCCCAGCUUCUAAUAUUUGAUUUUGAACUCUAAAUCAUGUAUUAAUAUUAUAAAACUCUCUCUCCAUGUAAUCACAACCAGUUAUGCCAUCAACAAAAACAGACAGAUAAGGCUAUAAACACUCUGCAACAUGAAUUUAACAAAAUGUUUCACUAUUUUGUCAGAAUAAAAGGUUAUGCUACCAAAUAAAAUCAUCCUGUUUUCAUAAGUUGAAAUUCAAGAAUGUGUAGUUUGUUAAACAUGAGUACAUUAAGUCAAAUACAAAAAUUGGUUUUUCUCGAAUGCAUAAUUUAUUUAUUGCCAUGACAAAUUUUUGUUCAGAAUGAAAGCUAUAUUCAGAAGAGUUGCCCCUCAAAUAAAAGUUAUGAGAUAUCUGCAAAAUAAAGUACAAGCUGUGUAAAACUGAA